AUGACUACGAAUUUAGGGCCCAAGUUAAAGUUUGUGAUGCCUCUUUAAAAGAUAGUUUCACUUGAGGAUAUUUAUGAGGGGAAUUGUGAUUUUGAAUAGAAAUAAUAGAGUACUUCUAAGGUUGAACGUAAAGUGAGUUUUGCAGGUUCAACAAUCAUCUUUAUCAGAUACUCAGAAGAGGAAAUAAUACAUUUUAGAUAAAGAUUGAGAUCAUAAAUACAAUGUAGUAUAGAGUCCAUUGAGUCUUCAUAUUUAAAUCCGUAAUUGUGUAGUCCAGGCAAAUAAAAUAGAAAGAAGUCCUGCUUUAAAGAAUACGAGGAACAAUUAAACUGA
Molecule: messenger RNA, 333 nt
Organism: Paramecium sonneborni
Lineage: Eukaryota; Ciliophora; Oligohymenophorea; Peniculida; Parameciidae
Source: the annotation of a GenBank genome assembly